This is a messenger RNA of Balaenoptera musculus (blue whale), 5626 nucleotides long. RefSeq names its product serpin B8. The transcript has 9 exons. The record is from RefSeq and is a predicted model, not a curated record. Gene Ontology annotation, biological process: negative regulation of endopeptidase activity. Gene Ontology annotation, cellular component: cytoplasm. Gene Ontology annotation, molecular function: serine-type endopeptidase inhibitor activity. The coding region runs from base 497 to 1621 and encodes 374 amino acids. Lineage: Eukaryota; Metazoa; Chordata; Mammalia; Artiodactyla; Balaenopteridae.
UCCAGCCUGGGGAUGCGGAGUCAGAGACGGCACAGGCCAGCGCCACCUCCCGGUGCUCUGAGUCACCGCCGGAAGCCGGCCCGAAAGCAAAGCGGGCGUGAAGCGUCCACCAAGCCGGAACAGCAGCGGCCGCAGCAGUAGAAGCGGCAGCAACAGCUGGAAUCUCCCAGAGACAUCUCCUCUUGAAAAAAAAUAUCUUAGAAGGAAGCUUCAAAGGAACCAUUCAACAGUGAAGCGGCUCCGGUUAAAACAGUUCUGGAGGUCAGAAGUCCGCAAGAGGUUGGCAGAGCUACAUUUUAAGUCUGGAGCCUCUAGGGCAGAGCCCAUUUCCUUGCCUUUUGCAGCUCCUGGAGGCUGCCUGCAUUCUGUGUCUCCACAUCAUCCUGAUCUUUGCUUCCAUCCUCACUUCUCCUUCUCUGGCUCUGACCCUCCUGCCUUCCUCUUAUAAGAAGCCUGUGAUUACACUGAGCCCACCGGAUGAUCCAGACCUUCACUGAUGGAUGAUCUCUGUGAAGCAAAUGGCACUUUUGCCAUCAACUUAUUAAAACUGCUGGGUGAAAAGGACAACUUGCGAAACGUGUUCUUCUCUCCCCUGAGCCUCUCCUCUGCCCUGACCAUGGUCUUAAUGGGGGCCAAAGGAAACACUGCGGCGCAGAUGUCCCAGGCACUUUGUUUGAACAAAGGUGGAGAUAUUCACCAAGGAUUCCAGUCACUUCUCAUGGAAUUGAACAAAUCUGGCCCUCAGUGCUUGCUCAGAACUGCCAACAAACUCUUUGGGGAAAAGACAUGUGAUUUCCUGCCAGCUUUUAAGGAAUCCUGCCAGAAGUUCUAUCAGGCAGACCUGGAGGAACUGUCCUUUUCUAAAGACACUGAAGAAUGCAGGAAACACAUAAAUGACUGGGUGACGGAGAAGACUGAAGGAAAGAUUUCAGAGAUCCUGGGGGCUGGGGCGAUCGGUCCUCUGACUAAGCUGGUCCUCGUGAAUGCAACCUAUUUCAAAGGAAAGUGGAUUGAGCAAUUUGACAGAAAGCACACAAGGGGAAUGACCUUUAAAACCAACAAGGAGAAGAAGACAGUGCAGAUGAUGUUUAAGCAAGCUGAGUUUAAAAUGGGGUAUGUGGAGGAGGUGUGCGCCCAGGUCCUGGAGCUGCCCUACGCGGAGCAGGAGCUGAGCAUGCUCAUUUUACUGCCUGACGACAGCACGGAUCUCGCUGAGGUGGAAAAGGCACUUACAUAUGAGAAGUUCAGAGCCUGGACAAAUCCAGAAAAGCUGACUAAGGAUAAAGUUCAAGUUUUUCUUCCCAGGUUAAAGCUGGAGGAGAGUUAUGACUUGGAGGCUUUUCUUCGAAGUUUAGGAAUGACUGAUGCUUUUGAGGAAGCCAAGGCCGACUUUUCUGGAAUGUCAGCCAAGAAGAACGUGCCCAUGUCCAAGGUCGUGCACAAGUGCUUUGUAGAGGUCAAUGAGGAGGGCACUGAGGCAGCUGCGGCCACUGCCGUGGUCAGGAACUCCCAGUGCAGCAGAAUUGAACCAAGAUUUUGUGCAGACCACCCUUUCCUUUUCUUCAUCAGGCACGAUGAAACCAACAGCAUUUUGUUCUGCGGCAAGUUCUCUUCUCCAUAAAGGGCUGCAGUCAUUGUACAUCACUCUGCCCACCCUGCCUUACUUCAAAUUCCCUGUGACCAAAUUGAUGCGGUGGUUUGAAUGCCAAAAUAAAGUGUAAUUAUGAUAACAGGACCCCCUCACAGAGUUGUUGAGAGGAUUUAAUAGGUUGAUAAAGAGGUUAGAGCAAUACCUGCUAUAGUAGUACACAAUAUCAUUAUUAGACAAGAGUCAAUUGCAUUUUUAUGCAUCUAAAAAGCAAUAGUUAGAAAAUGUAAUUAAUUUUGCACUAAAAAUAUAAUGUUCUUAGGAAUGAUAAUUAACAAAAGAUAAGCAAGACUGUUAUGUUGAAAAUUAUAAAGUGCUAUUGACAGUCAUUAACGAUGACCAAAAUAAAUGGACAUAUUUCAUAUCACGAAUACACCUUGAGUUAAAAAAUUGUCAGUUCUCCCCCACUUGUCCUAUUGAUGUAAUGUAAUUCUAAUCCAAAUUCCAGCAAUGCUUCUAUGGAGCUUGACAAGUUUAUUUAAAAAUUUAUAUGAAUAAGCAAAAGGCCAAAAUUUAUAACACAUUUCUAAAGAAAAAGAUCAAGUUGCAGAGCUCUGCUCUACUAGAUAUUGAAGCUUAUCAUAAAGCCCUGUUAAUACAGUGUGGUGUUUACACAGGGAUAGACAAACAGGUUAAUAGUACAGAAGAGCCCAGAAGCAUACUUAUUCAUAUAUGAAAUGUGAAAUAGAAAAGAACUGGUAUUAGAGGUCAAUAGGAAAAUGACAGCCCAAUACAGUGUGCUGGGAAAAAUUCCUUAUUUAAAAGAAGAAAACAAUUAUUGAGAUAGUAAAUACUUAACGAGAAAUGAAAAUUUUAUAUGCUUUACAAGAAAAUAUAGCAGAAUAUUGUAUGACUUUAGGGAAAGGAAGGAUUUUUUUUUUGGCCAUGCUGCAAGGGUCGCGGGAUCUUAGCUCCCGACCAGGGAUUGAACCCACGCCCUUGUCAGUGAAAGCACAGAUUCCUAACCACUGGACCACCAGGGAAUUCCCAAAGAAGGAUUUCUUAAUAUAUAAAAAGCAAAACAGUUAAGGCAAACAAUGGACAAAAUCAACUACAUUAAAAUACAGGUACUUUAAGUUUAAAAUACACCAUACAAAUUAUAAAAAUAUAAGCACAAACCAGGAGAUGAUAGUUUAACAAAUUUAACCACUAAAGGAUAAAUCCUUUAGUGGUUAAAUGUUGCCAUGAAAGAAUCUGUAAGAAAAUGACAAACAAUCCAGUAGAAAAAUUGACAUAAAAUGGAUACUUCACAAAAGAGGAAACAGAAAAGGUCAGUAAACACAUGACAAGAUGCUCAAUAUCAUUCAUAAAAGAAAGCAAACUAAAAUAGAAAUUAGAGGUCAGAGGGGGAUGUGACCGUGGAGGAAAAGCACAGAGAGAUUGAAUGUUGCUGGCUUUUGAGGAUGGAGGAAAGGGGCCCAGUCAAGGGACGUGGAUGGAGAAGCUGGAAAAGACACGGAAAUGGAUUCUGCCACGGAGCCCUGAGAGAGGGAUGCAGCCCUGCAAGCACCUUGGUUUUAGCCCAGAGACUUGCGUUAGACUUCUGACUAGCAGAGCUUUGAGAUGGUGAAUCUGUGGUGUUUUAGGUCACUAAGUUUAUAACAGUUUGUUACAACAUCAACAGGAAAUGAAUACAGCAUUCAACACUGAUCCUUGCCAUUGGCAAAUGACAGAAACACAUUUCUGUCUAACUUAGACAAAAGCAAUUUAUUAUCCAGUAUCAAGUUAAGAAAAGUGCUUGAGGAAUAACUAGAACUAUGGACCCAAGUGCCUUAGGCUCUUUCUUCAUUUCUGGUUUUAUUGUUUCUCAGUGUGUCAGCUUCCUUCUUCCCCCACAGCACUUGAAGCAGAGCUCCACCCCUCAACCCCAAAACCAUAGUCUUAGGUUGGCCAAAUUUUGUUCCAUAGCUGUCCAUCCUAGAACAAACAACAAGGGCAAAGCGGCUAGGAAACAGAGAUGAACUAGGGACGGUUACUCUAAUACGUUUCUUGGAAGACUGAUCAAGUGUCUGUGUUCCACCAAACCUGUUUGGGCCUUAACUGAGCAGUGAUACGUCUUAGUUCACGGCCUCCUCCUGCCAGUUAAAGACUAACACGACUAGAGAAAACAAUUAAUUUAAAAUAACAUUGAUCAGGUUAUUUAAAAGCAUUUGGAUCAACAGGAUUAUCACAAGCCAAGCUCAUCCACUGUGUUGGUUUUUACUGCUGACGGCUACCACCAUCCCAGUGGCUUGAGUAAAGAAUCUUCGUCUCGCAAUUCUGUAGGUCAGUGGCUUACCCCGGUCUUACAGGGUCAAAGUCAGGGUGUCGGCAGGGCUGCCUCCUUUGGGGGUUUUGAGGGAGAAUCCGUUUCCAGAGACAUUCAGGUUACUGGCAGCACUGAGCUGCGCGUGGUGGUAGGAAUGAAGUCCCUGUUUUUUUGUUGCCUGUCAGCUGGGGGCCUUUUUUGGUGGCUUUCUUCCAGUUUCAAAGUCAGCAACGGCAGUCCAGUCUGUCUUAUGCUUUUGUAGGGAAGGGAAAUUUUACUUCUAGCCAUCGCCUUAGGUUUUCAGCUGAGGCUCUUUAACAAAAUGAUUAACAAGAGAAAAACAGUUUAUUAAUGCAUGUAUUUGUAUACACUAUUACCAGAUAUUCCACUCCUAGUUAGAAGCCCUAGAGAAACUGUAUGUUCAAGAGAUGUGAAAUAAUGCUCAUAGCAAUACUAUUUCAUCACAGCAAGAAAAAAUGCUAAAAGAAACCCUAGGAAAAAAUGCUGAAUUAUUAAAAUGAAUAAAUUAUGUUGUAUUCAUACAAAGGAAUCAGGGUUAUCACCUUACUCAGCUCUGGGGCACCAUUCACAUUGUCAGCACCUUUCAUACAGAACACAACGUACAAGGUUGUACAAAGUUGUACAGAACACCAUAUAUUAGGGAAAAUGAAUUAAUCACAGCUAUCAGCAUAAAACAAUGCAGAGUAAAAAUAACAAGUGUCAAUUGCAUUUGCACAAAGUUAAAUAAUAAGCAAACUGGUCAUUAUGUUGUUUAGAGCUACAUCUAUGUAGUAAAGCUAUAGAGAAAAGGCAAAGGAAUUGCUAACACAAAAUACAGGAUAGUACGAAACCCAGGGCAGGGAAAGAAUGUAAUCAGAUCAACAGGAAGCUUCAAAAUUAUUCCUGAUACUCUGUUUCUUAAGUUGGAUAGUGGAUAUUAGAUGUUUAUUCAACUUACUAUUAAUCUUUAAAUAUACAUAUAUGUAUAUCCAUUGUGUUGUAUCACUGAUACAUUUCACAAUAAAAAAGAUUUAACAAAAGAAUGGAGAAAUCAUAGUAUAACGUGAUGCAAUGAGGACUACACCAGCUAAGAGAAAUAAGACUAAAUAUUGUAAAUUUAAUAAUGGAACUAAAAGUAACUUCCUUAUUAAAAGAUAAAAAUCUUUUAGAUUGAAAAUGAAAAACGGUGUUUGGUCAAAUGUGGUUUUCAAUUAGCAUACCUCAAACAAAGUGACAUAAAAUGAGCAAAGAUAUAUCAGGGAAAUUUAAAUAAAGGGACAGCAGGAGUCAAACUAUUAAUAGCAGAAAAGGUGGACUUUAAGGAAGUGAAUUAAAAUGGAGAAAUGCUGUCUUUUGAUAUAGAAAGGGUAUGAUUCAUAAUGAAGAUAAAAUUUAAAUUUCAACAUGCCUCUUUCAAUACUGGACAGAUGAACAUAGAAAAAAUAAUAAAAAUCUGAUAAAAAAUAUCACCAGUAUACUGUGCUUCACAAUAAGACCCAUUUUCUGUACAGCUUCACACCCCUGAAAGUAGGAUAUGUCUAGAUGUAAUUGUCGUUGCCCGUAUAUGUUUGUUUCUAGUCAUAGGUGUCUUUAUUUUUUUCACUUCAAGUUAUUGUCGAUGCUAUGUGUGCCGAGUAUAGUUGUCAUUAAUUUUUAAAGAUUAUAUUAUUAUUUGGCCUUAAAAAAUUAUUGACAGGGUGAGAGAGUGGCAUGGACAUAUAUACACUACC